Messenger RNA from Thyridium curvatum, 2001 nucleotides. RefSeq lists its product as uncharacterized. Bases 1 to 2001 code for a protein of 666 amino acids. Lineage: Eukaryota; Fungi; Ascomycota; Sordariomycetes; Thyridiales; Thyridiaceae. Gene Ontology annotation, molecular function: dipeptidyl-peptidase activity. The transcript has a single exon. The record is from RefSeq and is a predicted model, not a curated record.
AUGCAACUCUCGCCAAUUCAAACGCUCUAUCACGAGCCUAUCACCUUGAGUGAUGGAACCGUCCUCUCGGCCAUGAUCUGGCUGCCCAAGGACGCCAAGGUCAACCCCGUUCCGGCCAUCCUGGAAUAUCUCCCCUACCGCAAACGAGACAUGACGGCUGUCCGUGAUGCCACCAACCACCCAUACGUAGCAGGCCAUGGUUAUGCGUGCGUCCGCGUGGAUAUGCGUGGGACGGGCGACUCCGAAGGCAUCAUCCUGGGGGAGUACCUCAAACAGGAGCAGGACGACGCGCUGGAGGUCUUGAAGUGGAUCGCUGCGCAAGAGUGGUGCACGGGAUCGGUCGGAAUGAUCGGUAUCUCCUGGGGCGGCUUCAACGGUCUGCAGGUCGCGGCUCGCCGGCCGCCAGAGCUGAAGGCCGUCAUCUCGAUGUGCUCGACGGACGACCGCUACGCCGAUGACAUCCACUUCAUGGGAGGCUGCAUAUUGACCGAGAACUUCACAUGGGCCGCCUCCAUGCUGGCCAUCAACUCUUGCCCACCAGAUCCAGCGGUUGUUGGUGACCAAUGGCGAGACCUCUGGCUCAGGCGCCUGGAGUCGGGCGGAUUCUUCGCGAAGGAGUGGCACGAGCAUCAGCGACGAGAUGAGUUCUGGAAGCAUGCGUCCAUCAGUGAGGACUACAGCUCGGUUCAGUGUCCCGUCUACCUGGUCGGCGGCUGGAUGGACCCGUACACCAACACCAUCUUCAGGAUGCUCGACAACAUGCAGUGCCCUAAGAAAGGCCUCGUCGGUCCAUGGGGCCACAAGUACCCCAAUUUUGCAAAGCCCGGACCACAGAUUGGAUUUCUGCAAGAGACUAUCCGCUGGUGGGACAAGUGGCUCAAGGGCAAGGAUACGGGUAUCAUGGAAGAGCCCAUGCUCCGAGCCUAUCUUCAAGACACAGACGGACCGGCUGCUUUCGUGAAGGAGCGCCCUGGCAAUUGGGUGGCGGAGGCUGCCUGGUCCGACGCAAACCGCCCAUCGCGCCGGAUGGGUCUUGCACCAGGCCGAUUGACGGAGGGACCAUCCAAAGGCGCUGAAAAACUUGAUAUCUGCUCUCCGCAGACCCUCGGUUUCGCCGGAGGUAGAUGGUUGGUCUUCGGUGUGGAGGGAGAGGGCCCGGUGGAUCAGCGCCAGGAGGUCGGAGGCAGUCUCAUCUUUGAUACAGCGCCAUUGGCCGAGUCUCUGGAUCUUCUCGGUGCUCCAGUACUCAACCUCCGCAUUGUGAGUGAUAAACCCGAUGCCUUGGUAGCAGCCACCAUCUCAGAGGUGCUGCCUAGCGGCGCUGUCACCAGAGUGUCUUACGGUUUGCUUAAUCUGACGCACCGUGAUGGCCACGAAGACCUCAAACCUCUUGAGCCUGGACAUUUCUACGACAUCAGUCUCAAACUGAAUCAUCUCGGACAGCGGGUUGGUGCAGGGAGCCGCCUCCGCCUUGCAAUCUCAUCGACCUACUUCCCAAUUGCCUGGCCCUCGCCUGAAGCCACGACUCUCACAAUCGACUGUGCUCGCAGCAGCAUCGACAUGCCAGUGCGACAUGACAGCCCACUUGACUCUCAGCUUAAGCACUUCCGACCAGCUGUCAACGGCAUCCUGGACCAGACCGAGUUGCGUCCUGCGAGACAUAGCAACCUCGUCAAGCAGGACUGGGACUCGGGUGAGACGACGCUCCACCUGGACUGGGACGAUGGCAUGUGGAAGGUCACCGAAACCGGCUGGAUAUACGGCUGGACGACCGAGACGAUUAUUGGGAUACGCCCGGAUGAUCCUCUGUCAGCCCGCGUGGAACAGUCUUUCGACCGGGACUUUAAGCGCGACAGUAUCACAAUGAAGAUCAAGGGCUGGACUAAGAUGACGAUGACAGCGACUGAUAUAGUCAUCACUGCUCGAGUUGAUGCCUGGGAAGGAGGAGAGUCUGUUAUCGUGCGUGACUAUUCCUUUACCAUACCUCGUGAUCAUGUCUAG